Messenger RNA from Penicillium alfredii, 2193 nucleotides. It is a transcript of the gene dppV, whose product is annotated as dipeptidyl peptidase DppV. Gene Ontology annotation, molecular function: serine-type endopeptidase activity. The transcript has 8 exons. The coding region runs from base 1 to 2193 and encodes 730 amino acids. The record is from RefSeq and is a predicted model, not a curated record. Gene Ontology annotation, biological process: proteolysis. NCBI's taxonomy places the organism in Eukaryota, Fungi, Ascomycota, Eurotiomycetes, Eurotiales, Aspergillaceae.
AUGCGGUCAUUUCAAUGGCUCGCGCUUGCAUCGACGUUUGUCUCUGCGGGGGCGAUCACACCGGAACAGUUGAUCACGGCUCCACGAAGGGAUCAGGCCGUGCCGAAUCCGUCGGGAGAGGUCGCUUUGUUCUCAACAUCGCAGUAUUCCUUCGACACCCAUGCUUCGUCUUCCUGGUGGAGUCUGCUGGAUUUGAAUUCGGGCAAGGUCUCUCGGCUCACUAACGACAGCAGCGUUUCUGAAGUGGUCUGGUUGGGGUCAACCGACUCCAAUGUUUUGUAUAUUAACAACACCAAUGCCCAGAUCCCUGGAGGCGUUGAGCUGUGGAUUUCCAACACUGAGGAUUUUGAUGGCUCGUAUUCGGUACAAGGCUGCAUCUCUGCCGGCUUCGUUCUCUGGUCUCAAGACAGCGGUACCAAGUCGGGUGAUAUUCACUUUGUGGUAUAUAGCCAGACCUAUGGCAAUGGGACAGCAUACAAUGAGAAACUCGCAGCCACCCCGUUGAGCUCCGCCCGGAUCUACGAUAGUAUCUAUGUCCGGCACUGGGAUACUUGGCUCACAACCACCUUCAAUGCGGUCUUUUCAGGAACUUUGAAAAAGAAGAUCACCGGACAGGGAGGGAAAUCUCGUUUUUCAUUGACUGGCCCUCUUCACAACCUCGUCGCUGGGGUCAAGAAUCUUGAAACUCCUUAUCCUCCGUUCGGAGACUCGUCUGACUACGAUCUGUCGCCUAACGGCAAGUGGGUGGCUUUCAAGAGCAAGGCACCGGAACUCCCUCAAGCCAACCACACUGCAUCGUAUAUCUACCUGGUUCCUCACGACGGCUCUGAAAAGCCCGUGGCCAUCAACGGUCCGAAAAGCCCCGGCACGCCCCAUGGGGUCCGAGGAGAUUCCAGCAGUCCUGUAUUCUCGCCGGACAGUGACCAGAUCGCGUAUCUUCAGAUGAAAGACAUUGCUUACGAGGCCGAUCGACGCACACUCUACGUAUACACUAUUGACUCGAAGAAAACAAUCUCCAGUCUGGCGAAGAAUUGGGAUCGCUCGCCGAGCGCCAUCAAAUGGACUCCCGAUGGCCAGAGCCUCAUUCUCAACACGGAAGACAAGGCCCGCCAGCGCUUGUUUUUGUUGCCGGCCGACGCAGGUGAUGACUUCAAGCCCCACAAUUUCACUGAUGGCGGUGUCGUGAGCGCAUACUAUACCCUGAAAAACGGCGAUGUUUUGGUCACUGGCUCUGCGAUUUGGACGAGCUGGACGGUCUACACGGCGAAUCUGAAGAAGGGUGUCACGAAGACCCUCUUCUCUGCUAACAAAGUCGAUUCAUCCCUCAAGGGGCUUAGCUCCUCGGAUGUGGAUGAGUUUCAUUUCAAAGGAAACUGGACUGAUAUCCAUUCCUGGAUUGUCUAUCCCCCAAAUUUCGACAAGGCUCAGAAAUACCCACUGCUGUUUUACAUUCACGGCGGGCCCCAAGGCUCCUGGGCUGAUUCCUGGAGCUCUCGAUGGAACUACAAGGUGUUUGCGGACCAAGGAUACGUGGUGGUUGCGCCGAACCCGACGGGUAGCACUGGCUUUGGGGACAAGCUGACAGAUGCGAUCCAGAAUAAUUGGGGCAGCUAUCCCUACGACGACCUGGUUAAGUGCUGGGAACAUGUCCGCGACAACUUUGAUUACAUUGACACCGAUCACGGUGUAGCAGCAGGGGCAAGCUACGGAGGUUUUAUGAUCAACUGGAUCCAAGGCAAUCCCCUUGGGCGCAAAUUCAAGGCGCUGGUCAGCCAUGACGGAACAUUCGUGGCCGAUGCUAAGGUGUCGACUGAGGAGCUGUGGUUCAUCGAGCACGAUUUCAACGGCACCUUCUGGGCCAACCGAGACAACUACCGUCGCUGGGAUCCAUCGGCUCCGGAGCAUAUCCGACAGUUUAGCACACCGCAGCUCAUUAUCCACAGCUCCAAGGACUAUCGUUUACCCAUUUCAGAAGGUCUGAGUCUUUUCAAUGUUUUGCAGGAACGGGGAGUGCCGAGCCGGUUGUUGAAUUUCCCUGAUGAGAACCAUUGGGUCCUCAAUCCAGAAAACAGCCUGGUUUGGCACCAGCAGGUGCUUGGGUGGCUGAAUCGGUAUUCGGGUGUCGAGAAGCAUAACCCUAAGGCUGUCACGCUGGAUGAUACCAAGGUACCGGUGGUGGAUUACAAUCCUUGA